GCCUGUUUGGGGUGAAUAGCACGUCUUUUCGCUGGUCCUAAUUCGCUCACUGUUUUUUAAUCGUCGGCGUCCUCCUCUUCCGAGCGCUCCUUGUUCUAUGCCCAAAGUUCGUAAAAGGAAGACCCCGAUAACAAGUUCAAAGUCCUCAACUACAUCUAGUACACCUGAAAGCAGCCGCGUGGUCAUACGGAGAUUUCAUACUUUACUGAAACGACAAUCCCAACUCCGAAACAAACUCAUCGGAAUCGACAACGAAAAUGCAAACGCGAACACCGUCCAGGAGCUAGCUGAGAUUCAGAAUGAGAUCGAUGAAAUGGGGGGUCUCAAUAGCUAUCAAAGAAUGUCUACUAUCGGUCAAGGCAGCGAUCGCGGAGGAGGGAGUGAAAGAGUGCUGAUUCAAUGGUUGAAGGCCGCUGGGCUGCACAAGUCGGAGAAAAAAUUCAAAUUAUUGGAAGUAGGCGCAUUGAAACCCGACAACUAUCACUCAUGUAGCUCUUGGAUUGAAACGGCACCGAUAGAUCUGAAUUCCCGUCAUCCCUCAAUUCUAGAGCAAGAUUUUCUACUUAUGGAUGAAAUAGAAAAUGCAGGGAAGUGGGAUAUCCUCAGUUUAAGUCUUGUUUUGAAUUUUGUGCCAGACGUAUUCGAUAGAGGUGAGUUUCGUGCUGAAUUUACUUGUCAUUGGAUUUAUGUUGACAGGAAGCAUUCCAUGGCCAAUCAGGGAAAAUGCUACAUCUUGCGCAUAACAUGGUUGUCCCCGGUGGUUUCCUCUUUGUCGCACUACCCCUUCCAUGUAUCACGAACUCCCGAUAUAUGGAUUUCGACCACUUUAGAGCCCUCAUGACCUUCAUCGGCUUUGAGGAAGUUCACAACAAGUGGAAAGCCGGUGGAAAGAUGGUUUACUGGCUCUUUCGAAAAUCUGCUCACUCACAAAAUGGAUGCAAUGUUCCAGAACGGUUCAAGAAGAAAACGGUUUUGAGAACCGGCAACAGAAAUAAUUUUGCCAUCCUCCUCUGAACGUUCAAAUGUUCAUCCUUUCGCUCAUGCCCAUAGCAUCCGAGUCAUUGUAUAACGCGAGAGUAGUGUGCGGGUGCGAGCUUAACCACCGGAUCCUAGAAUGUAAACCCCCAGU
Marasmius oreades (fairy-ring Marasmius) is the source of this 1129-nucleotide messenger RNA. RefSeq lists its product as uncharacterized. Gene Ontology annotation, cellular component: nucleolus. The transcript has 3 exons. The record is from RefSeq and is a predicted model, not a curated record. Gene Ontology annotation, molecular function: rRNA (adenine) methyltransferase activity. Lineage: Eukaryota; Fungi; Basidiomycota; Agaricomycetes; Agaricales; Marasmiaceae. The coding region runs from base 98 to 841 and encodes 247 amino acids.